Messenger RNA from Dendroctonus ponderosae (mountain pine beetle), 3489 nucleotides. RefSeq names its product G-protein coupled receptor 52 (gene DopEcR). Gene Ontology annotation, molecular function: peptide binding; G protein-coupled receptor activity. Gene Ontology annotation, cellular component: membrane. The transcript has 4 exons. Gene Ontology annotation, biological process: G protein-coupled receptor signaling pathway. NCBI's taxonomy places the organism in Eukaryota, Metazoa, Arthropoda, Insecta, Coleoptera, Curculionidae. Bases 266 to 1273 code for a protein of 335 amino acids. The record is from RefSeq and is a predicted model, not a curated record.
UGGCUCCAAAGCGGAAUUGUGCCGCCCCUUCUGCCUCCACAGCAUGCCAUUUCAUCUGCAUGUUUGCAUCCUGCGCGUUCCCGAUCGCGACAAGUUUCGAUUUUUGCAAAAUAAGUGAAAUUCGCCGGCUUUCUGGACAAUUUGCCCACAAACUAUUCGGCAUGUUCAUGUAUUCGGCCCAAGCAAUUCAGGUCUUCCACAUUGGUACCUCCAACCUAACCACGUAGACGAUGAAGACGUUCUAUUAGACUGGUGCUAGGUCAAGAUGUUAAAUAGAAAAGACACAACUACAAUGAUUAUCUUCAGCCAAUCGAGUGACGAUACCGAAAUUGUUCUCUCUUUGGAAUCCCUCACUCAAGCCGGCAUCAUCUUCAUCAUGGCCCUGGCCAUCAUCAUCACCAAUGUACUGAUUAUUGCCACUCUGGUGAAUUUUAGAGGUCCAUCGGAAGUGAUCAAUAGCUACCUUUUGUCCCUGGCAGUGGCCGAUUUGCUAUGCGGCGUCAUCGUGGUUCCACUUUCCGUAUAUCCGGCAAUAAUCAAAGACUGGGUAUAUGGGGAUGUUCUGUGCCGCCUGCUCGGAUACCUCGAGGUAACAUUAUGGGCGGUAACCGUCUACACGUUCAUGUGGAUCAGCGUGGAUCGCUAUCUGGCCGUGCGGAAGCCGCUGCGCUACGAAACGCUGCAAACGAAAACGCGCUGCCAGUGCUGGAUGGCCUUCACCUGGAUCUCUUCGGCCAUGCUGUGCUGCCCGCCACUGCUCGGCUUCAAUCAGCCCUUGUUCGAUAGGGACGCCUAUGUCUGCAUGCUGGAUUGGGGCAGCAUGGCCGCCUAUUCCGCCACCCUUUCCAUUCUGAUUCUAGGGCCCAGCCUAAUCACCAUCGUCUACACCUACUCCUACAUCUUCAUGAUGCUGAAGAGGUUGCGCAGCGGGUAUCCGUUCCACGACAAAGAGUACGCAACAGCCUUAUCGGAGAAUCUUUCCAACCCCAGCCACAUGAUGUCCUUCGCCUUAGUCGUCGCCUUCUGGUGCUCUUGGACGCCUUAUAUUAGCGUCAAGCUCUACGAGUACUUUACUGGCGUGAAGUUCCAGAUGCAGUUUCUUCACUUUGGCGUCGUCUGGCUGGGCUUCCUCAACUCCUUCUGGAAGGCGCUCAUUCUGAUCAUUCUGAGUCCGCAGUUCCGGUUUGCGUUGCGAAUAUUCUGCAUGACGAUUUGCUGCAAAUACAAAGGCCGCCUGCAGGCCGAACUGAUUGGCAUGGAAUCGGAUGACUGACUAAAAAGGAGCUGCCUGAAGAACCUCAACAUUCUGAAUCGGGAAUUCAGUCUCACCGGCCUGGCCAUGCACGACUUUGGCUUCAUUGUGGGCAAAAUGCGCAAGUAUUGGUGCCAAUCUUCCACCAAAACGGCACGGGAAAACGAUGGGAAACUCAAACGGCCGAUAUCGAUAUUGUGAUGAUGCGUUUGCAUUCGUUCGACGACUGAAAUGCGUGUUUUCUAAUAGGGAUUUUUUCAAAUUUAGCUGUAGCAGUUGAAAUUCGAGAUAAAUGCUCUUUUUUCACUCUCAAUCGGACAUUUGAUGGCCGAAAACUCAUAAAACUGCUAUUGGAUCGACCUAAAACUGGUAACUUUUUCGGGCUGUUAUUAGGCCGACUUGGAAAAUAAUUUCUUGCUGACGUUUCGUGAGCACGAGUGGCUUGCAGCUUCAGAGCUGUUAAAGUCACCUAAGGCCACGAGGCCUUGAAAUCGCGAAAACUCAGCAGUUUCAGCAAAUGAUUGAUCAGAAGACUUUGGUUUGAAACUGGUGAGUUUGGGAAACUGGCGUAAGAAACAUCAGCAAAAAAUUAUCUUCCCGAGGGCCCAAAAUUCCGAAAAACGCACGAGUUUCCUAAUUACAGUAUGCCAUACAGAAAUCGAUGCAGUUCCCGUUGGGACCUGUAUGGUCCUGCUAGCCCAAUAUACUAAUUUUUCACUCACAAUUGAAUAUUUUUUUAUCGAAUUCUAAACAAAAUGUCAAUUCAAUAUAAGCAAAAAAUGAAAUAAACUAUUGUACAGGGCGUUUAAACACUGCAAUUUUUUCUUUGUCAAAGAUUUAUUCUUUAUGCGUGCAACAUCGGGUACUGAGAGCGAAAAAAAGAAUACGAUGUCAUGACCUUAUGUCUUCUCAAUACUGUGGAGCUCGAAUCGUCUGCUUAUCCUGAGCCAUUUGAGAGACAUUCAUUUUUUUAUGGCCGGUCACAUUUUCCGCGCUAAAUAUUGCAGCAAAUGUAACCGGUCAUAACAAAAUUAAUAUCUCUAGAACGGCUAAAGGUGCAAAUUACUCAGAAGACCUGAGGCCAUAACAUCGUAUACUUUUUUGUUGACUGAUCAGUUGAUUGCAGAAGGAUUUCAACUUUAACCAACCUCCUACAUGAUCAUGGCACUAUUUAAACAGCCUGUACAAUAUGUGUUAAACUGUGAAAUUUUGUCCAAGAAUUUGAAGAAUUGAAGAAGAAAAGGCCUUUCGGCAUCAAAUGAUCCAUUGCUCUUUACUAUGGCCUGGAGAUAGAAUAGUUUCCUGUACAUGCUUGUAGAAUUAAAGAGCAUUUUCCUUGUUACAUAUGUUAUAUAUGUCAAUUAACAUAGACUAUUAAGCCACUUUAAGGUUCUAGAGUUUCAUUAAUCAAAUUUUAAAUCCACGCUGCUGUUUUAGAAGUUGCGGAUGAGAAGAGUUUCAAAUCAAAUCGAUUCAAUCAAACAUCGCCAGCUGUUAAUUAGUUCUAUGAAGGAGUUUAGUUUUGGCACAAUUUUGUACAAUAACUACUUUCUUAGGCGUUCGGGCACGUUAAAAUCGCCUCUUUCCGCAUCGACACCCUCUUUGACUUAACGAAACCUCGAUUGUACCUCCCUCUCAAUGAGCAAUUGUGUCGCCAAUGCAGAACUGCGAUCUGCCGCUUUCUAGGUUGGUACUUUUUACUACUAUUGACGCCAAGCUAGUUUGUAGGUUUUAAUGUAGAUAUCAUUCUAAAAGUGUACAGUUAGUAGAUUGAUGGCGCGGAGAUCGAGAAGCAUCAAUGGAAUCGACAAUUUUUACAUAACUGUGUUUUAGGCUAUUGUUAAGACACUUGUUUAUUGUUCUCAGCAAUUUUUGAUGUGUACUUGAUUUCAUGUUUUCUAACAAUAAUACACUUGGGGUGUCCAAACGGAUGGGCGGAUCAAACACAGGCAAAUCAGACCUGGAUGGCUACUGAUGAUGGAAACGAAUUGUUUUCGGACACCCUGUACACUGAUCUCGUAAUUUCGUUGUUACGUGGCAAUAAUAGAGAACAGUUUUAUUCGAUCAAUGUAGAAUUCUGCAUGUGACACGCUGUUAUCUGCUCAUCAUUUGAAUGACAUUUUGUAAUAUAGGAUACUAGUUUUCUACUGUUAACAAGCGCGUUAUCAAAAAAAUAAACUUUUAACUUGUCAAAAAACGUUGUUCAGAAUUAAAAUAUUUUAAAAUAAAUAUUUUAU